AUGGGUAUCAUUGAGAAGAUCAAAGAAAUUGAGUUCGAGAUGGCUCGGACUCAGAAAAACAAAGCCACUGAGUAUCAUCUUGGGCAGCUCAAGGCUAAGAUAGCUAAACUAAGGACACAAUUGUUGGAACCUCCAAAGGGUUCUAGUGGCGGUGGAGACGGAUUUGAAGUUACGAAGUUUGGCCAUGGACGUGUUGCACUGAUUGGGUUUCCAAGUGUGGGUAAGUCAACUCUUUUGACGCUAUUGACGGGUACUCAUUCUGAAGCGGCAUCUUAUGAGUUCACAACUUUGACCUGCAUUCCUGGGAUUAUACACUACAAUGAUACUAAGAUUCAGUUGCUUGAUCUUCCUGGAAUUAUUGAGGGUGCUUCUGAAGGCAAGGGGCGUGGGAGACAGGUUAUUGCUGUUGCUAAAUCCUCAGACAUAGUUUUGAUGGUUCUCGAUGCCUCCAAAAGUGAGGGUCAUAGGCAAAUAUUGACUAAGGAGCUGGAAGCUGUCGGCUUGCGACUAAACAAGAGACCACCUCAGAUAUAUUUUAAGAAGAAAAAGACGGGUGGCAUUUCAUUCAACAGCACUAUGCCCUUAACUCAUGUGGAUGAGAAGCUUUGUUAUCAGAUUCUACACGAGUACAAAAUUCACAAUGCAGAGAUCCUUUUCCGUGAGGAUGCGACAGUGGAUGAUUUCAUAGAUGUCAUUGAAGGAAACCGUAAAUACAUGAAGUGUGUAUAUGUCUACAACAAGAUAGAUGUUGUUGGUAUUGAUGAUGUGGACAGAUUAUCCCGUCAACCUAAUUCUGUUGUCAUUAGCUGUAAUUUAAAGCUGAAUUUAGACAGACUACUUUCAAGGAUGUGGGAUGAAAUGGGUUUGGUCAGAGUUUAUACAAAACCGCAAGGCCAGCAGCCUGAUUUCAGUGAUCCAGUGGUUCUUUCAGCUGAUAGAGGUGGCUGCAGUGUGGAAGAUUUCUGCAACCACAUACAUAGAAGUUUGGUGAAGGAUGUGAAGUAUGUUCUGGUGUGGGGUAUAAGUGCUAGGCACUAUCCACAACAUUGCGGCCUUAGUCACGUUCUUCGUGAUGAAGAUGUUGUUCAGAUUGUUAAGAAAAAGGAAACAGAUGAGGGAGGAAGGGGUCGUUUCAAGUCACAUUCCGACGCACCUGCUCGGAUAUCAGACAGACAAAAGAAGGCUCCACUUAAACAAUAA
Molecule: messenger RNA, 1200 nt
Organism: Lathyrus sativus (Indian pea)
Lineage: Eukaryota; Viridiplantae; Streptophyta; Magnoliopsida; Fabales; Fabaceae
Source: the annotation of a GenBank genome assembly